AUGAGCACCAACGACAUGCUCGGUGUACCGCCGCUCUCAGGAAAUUCGCAGCGGCUUAGUAAUGGGGAUGCUCAGCCUCCUUUGGCUGAGGCACCACUCAUGGUUGGUGAACAGCGGGAGGCGGCUGUUACCCCACGCACGCCCUCGGUAGACCAGCAAGCAUCGCCCAAUUGCCCACACGCAUCCUCUGGGCUGGUGGAUGCACAAGACACCCGAGGGGUAGAUGGGCGUGGGCAGGAACCAAGUGAUCCGGGGAUGGACAGGGCAGUGGCGGCGUGGGAGGCGCAACGCCGGCACUUGCAGGAGCUGCAUAAUAGGCGGCGGCGCGAGCUUCCACUUGGUGCCACGGCAACAGAGUCGCCCGGCACUCUUGGAGCUUCAGUGGGUCCUAGCAGGGCUCCACUUGGACCGCGCUUGGCACGACGGCAGGAGCUGAGGCGUUUGUUGGUAGCUGGCACGGGCGGUCGGCAAGAGUGGGCGACGGCAGAGCAGGCGGAGUCGACAGCGGGGAGGCAGGAGGUGCAGGGGGCCCUGCUGGCGGAUGAGGGCCGGGAGUGCGGGGCAGGUGGGCAGCAGGGGGUGACGGAUGCAGGCCUGCCGGAAAAGGUGCUGAGGAGGCAGCCGAGCCGUCUGGCGGAGGGCCAGCUGGGCCUGCCGACAAAGGUCCAGGGGGAGUUACUCGAGGAGGAGCAUUGGGAGCGUGGGGAACAGGGACGGAAACCAGGGAGGGAGCAACCGGAAACGCUGUCGGCGAUGAAGCAGGGUCUGCCGGUGGCUGCAGGGGAGACUAGAGACAUCAAUCCCUUCCCGAAGGCACGAACGGGGGCGUCUCUAAAGGGAUGGGCUGGAGCUAUAGGGGAAACGGAUCAGAGAGGGCAGCAGCUGCGUGAGCUGGGCGCUCAGGCGCAGGGGCCCGUGGACGAUCAACUGCCACGAGGCAAGGGCAGGAGGCGACGCGGAGGCCAGGGCAAGCAGCGGUCGGGCAAUCAGCAGGAUCAGCAGGCAGAGGGCGAGUUGGGGCGGCCGCUUACGAGCCAACGUCUGGGAGGCCAGCUGGUGCGACGGCGACCACUGUCAAGGGAACAGGGAGUGACUGCAGCACCUGAGGGCGUGCAGCAGGCAGGGGGACAGCAGGGAGUGACUGCAGCACCCCAGGGCGUGCAGCAGGCAGGGGGACGACAGGGAGUGACUGCAGCACCUGAGGGCGUGCAGCAGGCAGGGGGACAGCAAGGAGUGAUUGCAGCACCUCAAGGCGUGCAGCAGGCAGCGGGACAGCAGGGAGUGACUGCAGCACCCCAGUGCAUGCAGCAAACAGCGGGACAGCAGGGAGUGACUGCAGCACCUGAGGGCGUGCAGCAGGCAGGGGGACAGCAGGGACUGAUUGCAGCACCUCAAGGCGUGCAGCAGGCAGCGGGACAGCAGGGAGUGACUGCAGCACCCCAGGGCGUGCAGCAGGCAGCGGGACAGCAGGGGGUGACUGCAGCACCUCAGGGCGUGCAGCACGCAGGGGGGCAGCUGGGGGCGAGGGCAGCACUUCAGGGCGUGCGGCAGCGGCAGCAGCAGCGGCAGAAGCGUCAGCAGCAGCAGCAGCCCCCCCCGAUCCCUCCGGAAAGCCCCACACCGGGGGUUGCGGAGAAUUCAGCCACUCCUGACACGGCUCCACUUGCUCCAACUUGUGUCCCUUGCGAGUUCUGCUUUCACACAUUUCCGCCUGGUGGUGCGGCCUCCCGCCACAUAGUUGCAUGUAAAGCGGCAGAUGCUCAGCGGCGGGCUCAGGCCCUUACUUCCUCCCCGAACCUGAGCGAGGUCUUCGGGGCAGAUCCAGUACCUCCGCGGGAUAUCGGCGAGGAGGUGUGGGGGGCGGUGCCUUCGUGGGACUGGGAGACUUUUUCCAGUAUUCAUUCUGUGUCGGGAGAGCUUCUUCGUCGGGUCCCGCAGCGGGCGCGACUGGGGGUGCUUGAUGCAUUGUGCUGCAUUCUCAAGAGACUGAAGGCUUCCCCUGGGGAUGAGGCGGCGACGCUGAUGUUCCUGGCCUUCCCGCGCCUCAUUUUGGGAGUCCCCGCGAAGGAGGGUCUUGGACGAAGGGCAGCCAUAGUAGGGCGUCUCGGAAAGUUCUGGGCAGGGGAAUGGCAACAGCUGUUCGAGGCUGCCUCUGCCGCGUUGACUCCGGCGGCGCGACCUCUUGCCUUCUCCUUACCUGAGCGAGAUGCUGAUGCCAUCCGUUUGGCCCGAUGUCGCACGAGGUGCCAAGUGGGGGAAUGGAGUCGAGGACUAGCAUGCCUUACUGCGGGCGACUUGGCGCAGCCCUCUCAACUAACAGUAGACCGGCUGACAGCAAAGCACCCGGCCAGUGAGGUGCCAGUUCCUGAGUGGGUGGAGCACUUUCGCAUAGACGAUGCCAAGUCCACUUUUCAACGCAACACCGUGGCUCUCACAACUCGGCCGUCUGGUUUCCGUCAGAAGGCGACGGCGUCCAGGCUGCAAAUCGUCGCCAUGGCUGGCAAUGCUAGGGGUGUUGAGCCCGACCUGAGCGAGGAGUCACGGGCAGCAUGGCUAACUGCUGGCGAGGAGAGUCAGCAGGAUGGGAGCUUCAAGUACGGCAAGGUGGAUGGUGCUCAUUCUUACCACGAGGGCGAUGAUGGCGGGUUCUGGAGUAACGUCGACGCCUCCCUCAAGGAGGCCGGUGGCCCUGUUUCAACUGAACAAAAGGGACUUGCAUGGGCGUUUCUUCCAGCAUUCUUCGCUGGUGUUGCAUUUGGCCUCCCGCGCUCUCCCCUUCCUUCUUCCCCGAAUCCCUCACUAGCUGUGCGCAGCCCUCCCUCCGAACCCCCCACCUUCCUCUCUCCCGCCCCCUGUCUGUCGGACUCCCUUCCCCACGGUUCCCAUCCCAUCAUGCCUUGCCAGCUACCCUCCACCGUCACAAUGACUGCAUCGUACUGCACGUGUUCCGGUUGCUCUUACAACGCGAACGCGCCUGGAGAGCUUCCGACGCAGAUUCUCGAGGCCAAUGGCUUCCCCUCGGAGCUCCUCCCCGCGCACGAGGUCGCGCAUUGCGACGGCGCGAUCACAGGACCUUUCUCGAUCGACCUCAAGCGUCCGAUCGACGCCGUGAUUGACGGCUAUAACGUGCACUACGAUCAGCACAUAAGCGGAGUGGUCGAACACGAUGAAGCUGAUUUCGCUGCUGCGUCGGAGAGAACAAGAAGGGAAGCAGCAGCAGGGCCGUUCCUUCGCUUUGACACGCACUAG
Messenger RNA from Closterium sp. Naga37s-1, 3249 nucleotides. The record is from the annotation of a GenBank genome assembly. NCBI's taxonomy places the organism in Eukaryota, Viridiplantae, Streptophyta, Zygnematophyceae, Desmidiales, Closteriaceae.